Molecule: messenger RNA, 2070 nt
Organism: Erythranthe guttata (spotted monkey flower)
Lineage: Eukaryota; Viridiplantae; Streptophyta; Magnoliopsida; Lamiales; Phrymaceae
Source: RefSeq, a predicted model, not a curated record
GGCGUCGUAUCGGUUCCAAAUUGCAAUUUUUGUUCUGCGCUCUUUUCCUUUAUCGAUUUUCUUUCCGCGGAAAUUCCCACUCUCUGUGGGGCCCCUGGUCGGUGAAUUGCGUCACUUCCGUCAGUUGCUCCGCCGUUCUCCCCUUCCUUCUGCGUUGGGCGUCCUUAGCUUGCCACCGCAUCCAAAAUUUCCCCUAUUUUGGUUUUCCCCUUGUUUUUUUACCUUCAGCCUGUUCCGUUACCAAUUACAUGGCUGAUUCCCACAAAGAAAUUCUGCCUACUGCCAAGCGUCGCCGCCGCGUUACUCCGUCGGCUUCGGGGGUUGACACAGCUCUUUCAGGCAGCCCGAAGGUUCGCCGGCCCCGUGGUACAAACUUAGCUGACAGGGUGCGUCCGGUUGUUGCUGUUCAUGUUGUUGUUUCCUUAAGGGAUACAGGUAUUCAAGUUUUCUAUCUUUCUGAUGUCUUUCUAUUUUCUCAGUUUCGAUGGUAAUUUGUGGCCUCACCUUGUGUAGUGAAUUCUCCGUCCGACCGUGCCUACAGUUCUGAUCUUUUUGAUCGUGCUAAGGAAAACAGAUUAUUGGCUAAUGCAAAAAAGCGGCUCGCAUAUGCUUCAUUGGAUGCGGGAGCAAAGAGAAAUCUUUUAGUCAAGCAGAAAGCUCAACGAGCUUGCAAUAUGCGAUUACCGAUGGAAUUUAUUUUUUACACUUACGCAAUUAAUUUAUUUCGUUGUUCAGACUUCAGUACAUCGACUGUAUAUUCGUACCGAUCUUGAAGGAAUUAUUUAGUUUCGGCCCCUAUGUAAAUAGAUUCAGGUAUUGUACCAAUAUUUCACUUCACUGGUGAUAAAAAUAAGUUUCCUGACUUCUACCUUUGCCAACCAUCUUCUACUGAAUUAUUUCGUCAUUGCUACAGUCACUCUUCUAAACUUCUUUUACAUUUCGUGUACAACUUAAUUUCUUUUCUUCACCUGCAGGGUGUGCUUUACGUUCCGUUCCGCAGCUCACUGUAUUGGUUCCUAUUAUUGUUUCCUCUUCGAGUAGUGCAGGCAUUGGACUUUUCUAUUUUGCGUUCAUUUGUCUUCAUUGUUGAUACACAUUUUUCUUCUACCAAUGUUUUUCAUUUUGUUUAGUCGAACCGGUCCCACCAUGCAUAUUCGAUGCACCAUUGGUGGCUCCAGCAACCCAUACCAACACUUUUGGUGAUCUUCCAUCUGCACCAUGGUUUUUCCCUGCUGAGCGAGAGUGUGGUCACUGUGGCGCGUUUGGAUUUUAUCGUGAAUCACCUGGUUUUUGUUGUGCCUCGAGGCAGAUUUCCCUUGCGGCAUCGGUUGUCUGUCCGAUUCUUUGGUUUCUUUUCACCGAUAUUGCGUCGGAGAUGGCUCUUGAAUUUCGCCGAAGGGUGCGGUCGGACAAUGUUGCUUUUGCAUUUACUUCUAUUGGAAUGACUUUUGACCAAAAUUCUUGGUGGGCUAGGGAGGGUAUUUAUGCAUUGAAAGUAACGGGCCAGGUCACUCAUUUCUUUAAUGCUAUUACUGGGGCUGCUGAUGUUUCAAAGAUUCUUCAAUUUUUCUUCCUUGACACAUGUGAUGAUUUGGAUGGUAAUAUUUUGCAUUCAAAGGAUUUGCGGCUUGAUAUAAUCACCUUGUUUGUUCAGGCAUUGUCACAUAAUCCGUAUAGCAUUUUCUUUAAGCCUUUAGGUACUUGGGAUAAUAUGUCAGAAGCUCAUAUUAUUAUUAAAACAAGCCCUGCAUUAGAUCAGAGGAAUUACAAUCUUCCUCAAGUUGACCAGGUGGCUGCUGUUUGGAGAGAUGGUGAUGAUGGUGGUGCUGAAGCUCAACGCGAUAUACAUGUAUAUACAGGUGUUGGCCUUCGUCGCAAUAUCAACUACUACUCUGGGUUCUACGAUCCAUUGCAGUAUCCAUUACUCUUUCCAUAUGGAGAACCAGCGUGGCAUGCCGGAAUAGAGAGGCUCCCACCUAUCGGCCCGGGUCAACUUGCAAAUCCUAUGCAUCAUUGUGCCGGUGAAAAUAUUAUCGCUCCAACGGUUGCUGGGUCAGCCACAUAAUUGCU